Gaeumannomyces tritici R3-111a-1 is the source of this 1783-nucleotide messenger RNA. RefSeq lists its product as hypothetical. Bases 1 to 1569 code for a protein of 522 amino acids. Gene Ontology annotation, biological process: negative regulation of transcription by RNA polymerase II. Gene Ontology annotation, cellular component: ESC/E(Z) complex. Lineage: Eukaryota; Fungi; Ascomycota; Sordariomycetes; Magnaporthales; Magnaporthaceae. The transcript has 11 exons. Gene Ontology annotation, molecular function: protein binding; nucleosome binding. The record is from RefSeq and is a predicted model, not a curated record.
AUGCUUCAGCUAAUGGCGAAGAGCACCCAGCACGGCAUGGAGCGUGUAGCCCUGUCCAUCCCUAUCCGCGGCAACAACCAGGCCAAGGGAGAGGGCCGCGACCGCAACCCGGCAACUGAGGCACAAGGAGCGAUGCUUGCCGCGGAAGUGCCCGACGAGUGGGAGCUCCCCAAAUUGCGCGCGUCGUUCGGGUUCGAGGACGACCACCGCCUGCUAGACGACGACAGUCGUGAUCCAGGAGGCUCGCCUCACAUCUUUGCGGCUGUGGGCAAGAAGCAUGUGGUCAUCUGUCGCGUCACUCCCACCACGGAUAAGGAAACGAAUCCCUGCGAGAUCAUCAAAGUCAUCAGAGAUGACGAUCACGGAGUCGUGAAUUGCUCCUGCACCUGGACCAAAGAUGCCGUCACAGAGGCUCCAUACCUGGCCAUCAGUGGCAGGGACCGCAAGGUCAAAAUUUACAACGUUGUUAAAGGGAUUCUGUUCAAGACACUCGUUGGCCAUGGAGGUGAAAUCAACGAUCUCGCUACUUCGCCCGACAAUCCUUUGAUCAUAGCAUCAGCCUCGGACGAUACCACCGUCCGCAUCUGGAGUCUUGAUCCCGUUCAUGCGAAGCAGCCCUGUGUGUGUAUUCUUGGAGGCGAGGGCCACUCCUGGAAUCUCCUGAGUGUGGUCAGAUGUUCCAAGGCAUUUCACCAAACCGGCAGAUAUGUGCUGUCCGCUGGCCAUGACACCACCGUUAAUCUGUGGACUCUGCCGGAUCUCCCCAAAGGCCAUGUCGACCAGCCGAUUGUUAAUUACUACCCGCACUUUUCGACAUCAGAGCUGCACACCGGAUUGGUUGACUGUGUUGCUUUCUACGGAGACAUGAUCCUCUCAAAGGCCUGCCACGAAGACACCAUCGUCCUCUGGCGGGUCGAGGGCUUCAGCUCCCACGACCCGCCGCCGCCGGCCUCGGACGCGCCUACGAAUCACGACCCGGCCAAGCUCACGCGGUCGUCGUUUGUGCCGCCGUCGGCCAGCCCGCACACGUGCGCGGCCGCGUACACGCGCCUGCUCAAGUUCUCCAUCAAGGGCUGCGGGCACCAGUUCUUUAUGCGCUUCAGCAUGCUGCAGACGCGGGGGAUGCACCCCAUCCUCGCCUUCUGCGACACGGCCGCCAAGAUCAUCGCGGGGGCCGGCACCGAGAGGGAGCUGCGCCGCGAGACUUCGAGGGCCACGUCGACGCCCGACGCCGAGGCCUCAGCAACAGCAGCAGCCGCCGCCCCCGCCCCCGCCGUCGCAACCCCCUCGGAGCCGGCCGAUCCCCUCGACGCGUUCGGCCCCAAGGACGCCCGGGCCGAGCAGUGGGAGUCGCGCUACGACGUCAGCGACCCGCAGGCCGUCAUCAGGCCCCACCGCAUCGAGCAGAUGAGCAAGUCCGGGUUCCUGGGCCGCCAGGUGGCGUGGAGCGUCGACGGCGCCUGGUGCGUCGUCGUGGGGAGCGGCAACCUCGCCCUGAUCUUGCAGCGGUGGCACGGCGGCGAGUCGACGCCCGCUCCGGAUCGCCGCGGUACCCCUCACGCCUCCUAGAAGCAGAAGUGACUGGCCAUGCAUGGGUGGGAUGCCGUUUUCAUUCGACAACUGCUUACGCUAGAAUAUUCGUUUCGUCCUUGUUUUGCAUUGCGAGUCUGUCUCGAUAGAUAGAUAGAUACCUCGGGCGGUCCAAAUUAGACAGAAUACCUAGUUCCUUAGCGGCCUCUAAUGGGUAACGAAGAAGAGAGGGCUCCCAGGUUAAUGAUGCUGC